This is a messenger RNA of Ornithorhynchus anatinus (platypus), 6883 nucleotides long. It is a transcript of the gene SHROOM1, whose product is annotated as shroom family member 1. The transcript is spliced from 8 exons. The record is from RefSeq and is a predicted model, not a curated record. Gene Ontology annotation, biological process: actin filament organization. Gene Ontology annotation, molecular function: actin filament binding. Bases 180 to 4823 code for a protein of 1547 amino acids. Gene Ontology annotation, cellular component: cortical actin cytoskeleton; adherens junction; apical junction complex. Lineage: Eukaryota; Metazoa; Chordata; Mammalia; Monotremata; Ornithorhynchidae.
GCCGGGCCGGGGCCCGGGGGAGGAGCCGAGCGUCCCGCCGAGGAUCGGGCCCCUCACCCACCCCCGGGACCCUCAGCCUCGAAGGACCGACCCGGGGGGGAUCCGCAGGUACGGUGGGAAACGGCAGCGAUGGAUGGUUCAGCCGCAGAGAGGAGAGGAAACCCCGGGGGCGGGCUCACAUGUCUGCGGGAAACUUGCUUUUCAAAGACACCCGGCCUUGUGUAGCUCCCUGCCUGCAGCGACGCCAUUCUGAUCUUGGCCCCAGCUCCCGGUGGAAGCGCCAAGAGGCCAUGGCUUCCUACCGGCACAACCCAGAAGGUUGGCACCUCCGGCCCACCGGCGGGAUGGCGGAGCUGCUGGAGCCAGUGGCCUCGGCCCCCUGCGCCCCCCGGUCAUCCCCGCCGAGGUCCAUCAGCAGCCUGGACCACCUCCUGCAGCUCCCGGCCCGAGCGGACUCUGCUUACAGUUCCUUCUCCGGCAGCUCCAACGUGCCCGAGCACCCCACCCCCUCACUGGGCGGUGAGCACGAACGCCUGCCCUACAUGGACUCCUACUACGUCCGCGUCAUUUACAACCCCAAAGCGGCCUGCUCGGAUCUCGGGGCCGAACGGCUGGACCAUGGCAGCCCCCUCCACCCAGCUGGUGUCUUGGGACGGCCUGGAAUAAACUCCCAUUUGGAGCUGGGCAGUCAGUCCCCUUCCCCUCCUCUUCCUCCUCCUCUUCCUCCUUCUUCUUUCCCUCCAUCUCCUCCCUCUCGCCUGGACAGCUACACAGCUCUCAAGGGCUUGGAUCUCACCAGGCGGGCCACUCCCCUGGGGAAUGGCACUGACCCCAUUGACCCCUGGGCUCCUGGCCCAUGCCUGGCCUCUCCCAUUGAGCCUGGCUACUCCUGUGACCUCUGGGACCCCUGGCAGAAGGGUGAGGGGGCAACGGCAAUGGAGAGGGGAGACUGGGACCCUCUCUCGGAAGCCAGCAAAAAAUGUAUCCAGCAGGUCCCCGCCUGGGCCUCCUCCUUUGUUUUACAUGAGUACAUGCAGUCGAGGUCCCUGCCCAGGUCUCCCCCUCCGGGAGGUGCCCUACCCCUAACCCGGGGGGCCCGAGGACCGGUGGGCAUGGCUUCUCUGCAACCCCCGCCCCCCCUCGGCGACACAGAGAGCCAGCCGAGCAGUGCCGUUGGCUGUGAACAUCGGCCUCGCUGGGGAGGAAACAGCUUCUCGGACCUCGGGUCGGGGCUCGGAUUGCAAGGGGAUCCGCCCCCGGGACCCCACCUUUCGGAGCCGUCCCCGGCCCGGGGCAGCAGCGGGGUCUCCCGAGGGCCGAGCCGCCCUCCGGCUGGUGAGUCGGCGCCCGAGGGCCACGGCCUGGACAGGAGGCCGAGCGUGGCCAGCUGGAGUCUGCAAGGCCGCCCGGAGAGAGAGAGAGAGGGGGGUAGGUGGGGUGGGCGAGCCCCACCCCCAAGGCAACACAUGGAGACCCACUCUGAUCCUGGUGGGGCCAACGCGGUGGAACAUCUGGGGGACGGGCAGCUGGGUGGGUGGACAGACCUCCCACCCUGCCACGGGCCUGCCGAGGGCGGACUGGGCCAGGCCCCACUCGGGUUCUGGAGGGAGACCAUCAUGGGAGUCAGCAGACCUGACCCUUGUCCUCCCUCCCAGCCAGAGGAAGCGGUGAAGGCCACCCCUGGCCUGGCAGCCCAGCCUCCGAGGGGACCAGCGGUCCGGGGCCCCCGGGACCAUCCCGGGGAGAAGAUAAGCAAGCAGGGAACCCCUCUACUCUAUUACCUCUCAGGGGGGAGGGUCUCGGGCCUGUUGAGCCCCGCGGAGCCGCUUUCGGAGAGCCUGCCCCAGACGCCCCCAUCUGGCCCUAACCCCCCGGUCUCUGCUCCAAUCAAGAUCCGGGGGGAAGGCCGGCUACAGCCCGUGGGUGCUGAGCUACAGUUGGAGAGUGGGGAGCCCCUCCUGGCCAGCCCUGCCUCCUCACUGGAAGAGGGCUUCAAGUUGGACUACAGGGAGCGGCUGAAGGUGGCCCAGAGGAAGGUCCUGAGGGAGACAUCCUUCAAGCGGAAGGAUCUGCAGAUGAGCCUGCCCGUCCGGCUCCGGCCAAAGCCCUCUCAGAGGCCCUCGAUUGAGCACCUGCGCUCCUUCUCCCUGUCCCACACCCCGCGGGAAGGCCAGGCAAACCCGCCCGAUGUGGCACCGGAUACCGGGGUCCAGGACGAGGCAGCUGGGCAUCCCCAGGCUGGGCGCAGCGCAGGGAGGAAGAGGCUGACCAAGGAGCAGCGGAAGUGGUGCUUCUCGGAACCCGGGAAGCUGGACCAGGUGGGCCAGGGGGCAGGGGCCACCGGGGACGACGAGAGGCCCUGGCCUGGCCUGCCAGGGGAAGGGGAGGCGGCGGCGGCAGAGGCUCGGGGGCCGUCCCUGGAGAAGCGCGGGAGGACACUGUCGAGCUCCAGCCUCUCCAAGACCGAGCUGAAGCAGAUCCAACAGGCCGCCCUCAUGCGGUACAUGGAGCGGAAGGCCUGCCAGCGCCCAUCCAGUGCCCAGCCCACGCCCGCACCCCCACAAAGGCCGUCCCCUCACAAGCGUCCCUCCACCGCCAGCAGGCUCUCAGAAGGCGGGUCGGCCGGACCCGGGGUUCCCCGGAGAAGCCCCGGGGCCGAGGCCGUGGGUCCCACCCUCCCGGCGGCUUGGGCUCCGGAGCCCCCCUCUACCGUCACGGCCCCGGGGGCCAGGCCCCGUGACCCUGCCUCGCCCCCGACCCAGGAGCUGCUGAGGAAGGCCCAGCCUCUAGCAGGCAGGGCCGCACAAGGCAGCUCUACCACCGAGUGGCCUUCAGCCGAAGAGCUCCUUGGUCCAGACACCCUCGCCUCUGGGAUGGCCCGAGAGAGAGCCAGGUCGACCCCGUCGGCUCAGGUCUCCCUCCGAGGCGCAGCACCCUCCAGCUGGGCAGGCUGGUCCAGGACACUCAGUUUCCCAGCAGAAAGCGGAGGGCGGCCCCCCUGUGGAGGAGAUGGAGUGGCAGCGGAGGAGCCCGGUACCUCGGAAAUGACUCACCAGAGCUCGGAGCUGCUUCCCCCUCCACGAUGCCGGUGCGACCUAAUGCCCCCUGCCCCCUCGAUGGGGAGGAAGACCGCCAUGGAGACCCCCUACAGCCACCUCCCUGCCCCUUACGAUGCGCCCUGGGGCCGGUCGUGCCUGCCGAACCCCGAACCCCCUUGCGGAUCGGACGGAGCAGAGACGGUGGUCCCCAUGUCCACGAGACUGUCCUGCACCAAGGCCGGGGGUGUUUCUUUCAGCUCGCAGGUCACCUGCCUCGGGACUGGACCCACCCCAGCCUCAGAGUGGCCUGUACCAGGCCCACCUGGCCCUCUUCUACUCUCCCCUCCCUCGUCCCCUGGACCAGAUGACGUUUUCCUGAGAGACUCCCCGCCUGGCCAGAGCAGGCCCUCUGGAGAUGCCCCCUGCCCCUGGACACCCUACGUGGCAACGCUCCCUGCCUCCGUACCAACACUGCAGCCUCCACCUGGGACCUCUGGAGAGAAGCCAGGGACUGUUGAGCCCCAGACCAGCUUCUCUGGUCCUGAGGGCACCGAGCCCAAGCUUAGGGCAGAGAGAAGGAGAGAGGCCUUGAAGGAAGAAGACCCUUAUUCUGCUGUCCCUGCUGUGCUCUGCCAGGCCCCUCCUCUGGAGAGGAUCCAGAAGAAGGAGAGGGAAGCCGGGACACAGACCCCAGCCUGCCAGCCUCUGGGAAGAAGUCCCCAGCACUGGAGAGCUGAGCUUUCCCAGGAACGGGUAGCAGAAAGCCCCAGUCGCUGCCCGGCUCAGCCCGACCGAAGAGAGAAUACUUCCCCGCCAGCCUCGCCCCCGGAAUCCACAGCCUGUGCCUCGCCAGGCCUGGAGGCCAGGGGAGAGUCACCCACGCUGGGGCUCCAGGAGCCCAGGGACCGACGAUGCCAAGAACUUGCUCUAGAGAUCAUUGCCGAAGACCAGUCUCUGGCAGAUGUCCUGUCCCCGUACCCCGCCCGGAAGACAGCUCUGGACCUCAUGGAAGGGCUGUUCCCAGAGAGCUUCACCACCCUGGGGAGAGGAGACAGGAAGCGGAGGGCAAGGCUAGGAGAGGAGGUCCCCAGCACCGCUGGCGGGGAGCAGAGCCCCGAUAGCCCCGUGACAGUAAUGGUGGCUGACGCCGAACAGGAUCCAGCCCCGGAGGCUGACCCGGCCCCCUCCGAUCCCCAGCGCGUCCAGUUGCCAAGCAAGGGGGCAGCAGCUGACCCUGACGGCAUCACAGCUAAAAAGGCGGAGCUGGCGGGGCUCCUGCGAGACAAGCUGCACGGGCUGCGGGAGGAGCGGCGUUCGGUGCUGGCGGCGGCGAAGGCUUGUGCCCGCUGGGGGACGGAGCUGGACGAGCUGGUGCGCCACACCUGCAAGCCCAACGAGCACGAGCGCUACGCUCAGUUCAUCGGCGACCUGGAGAAGGUGGUCAGUCUCCUGCUCUGCCUGUCCAGCCGCCUGGCCCGCGUGCAGAACGCGCUGGCCAGGGUGGACGAAAGCACCGACGCCGAGGAGCGGCAAUCGCUGAAUGACCGGCUCAGCCUCCUGUCCCGGCAGCGGGAGGACGCCAAGGACCUGAAAGAAAACCUGGACCGGCGGGAACGGGUCGUCUGCGGCAUCCUGUCCAAGCAGCUGCCCCCCGCACAGCUGCAGGACUAUCGAGACUUCGUGCGGACCAAGGCCUCCUUGCUCAUGGAGCAGAAGGGCCUGGAUGAGCGGAUCAUGUUUUGUGAAGAGCAGCUGGAGAGUCUUCAAAGCAGCAUUCCCCUCUGACCCCCGGGCCGGCUCCUCCCGGACAUGUGCUGGCAGGACUCUGGGGGCACAGGAUCGGGGUGUGGGGCACAGAGGUUGGCACUACUUAGGGAGGGCCCUCUGGCCUUCCCAGUUUCAGUUCACACCAAGCGGCUGGGGCCACGGUGUUGACAGGCACUUGGUGGGUGAGCCCUUCCCUGCAUCCCCCUGUCCCUGGAAUCUCCAUGCCCCCGAUGAUAUCAGGACAUUUCAGGUCUCAGGGUCCAGCCAGUGACCUGCUUCCCCUCUGCCUCUCUGCCCUGCUUUUCUUGCCCACGGCGUCUCAGGAAUAAAAGGGAGAGGUCGACCUCAGGCCAGGAGGCUGAAGGGCCAGGGAACUUUGUAGGCAGUGUGUGAGGGGCAGACUGAGGGCACUGUUUCCUCCAGCCCAGGCAGAAAGAGAACUACCUUGACGGGAAAAGCCCUCUGGGUCCAUCCUCAGCUCUCAGCCCCGAACCUCCGGAUCCAGGAGACAGGAACUGGGAGCUCAGGACUGGGAUGGGGUAGGGAGGUGGGAGAAGGCGGUGUCUCCCUCUCCUGUCCCUCCUGCUUAGUCUCGGGAACAUCAGGCAGGCCAGUGGAGUUGUGCUUAGAAAUCUCUUACCGUUGCCCUUGGGUUGGGGGGGUGGGGCUGCUAGGCUUUGGACCCCCUCACCCUCAGGACAGGCUGCCCGAGGGGCAAACAGGCAGGGCAGGGCAGGGCCCAGGGACAGGUGAUACCGCUUCCUCUGUUGGAGCUGAUGCCCCUCCCAUAGGGCCUCAAUUAGCUUCCAAAUUCCAGACCAUUCAGGGACGCUAGUCCGGCCCCAGCCCCAUGCAGCGACCAUCUCUGCCCCAGUUGGGGCCAUUCCCUGGCAGGGCCGGCAGCUGGCCGCCCACUCUCUUCCAGCCAGGGCCCUCCGGGGUCUCUUUCACUAAUUUAUUCUGUUUCUGUAACGUCAGUGAAACGUGCCCUUUCAUCUGGAGACAGUUAUGGGGACCACCAGCUCCCCUCCAGCCUCUCCUCUCUGGCUCUGGGGUCCUGGGCCUGGCAGAAGGGUCCGGGCUCAGAGCCAGGCACCGGAAGGGGCUGCCCGGAGGCUGCCUGGGGUGGGUGUCCUCAGAAAUGUGCUGUGGGAAGAAUGGAUUGAGGAAAAGAGUUUCUUUUUUGGGAUCCUGGAGAUUCUGACAUCAUCCCACCCCCACCCUGUCUCCCAUCCUGCAGCCACCCCGCCCCCAGCCCCAGCAGAAGGUCUUAGGUUAACGCCUUCACUGCCUGAUCUGGCUGCGGCAGUGCCAUCUGCCGGGAGCUUUGCCCGGAGGGGUGGCAGUGCCCCCAUGGCCAUUCCCAUUCCAUCCAGGAUCCGGCACCUGGGGGGUCUGAUCAUUCUCGGACCCCCAGAGCUGAGCACGAUGACCCAGCGACUCCCCCAGAUUGGCUGGGUGAGACUCGUCUGAAGGGAGAAGCAGGAAGGCGGGCGCUGAGCUGGGGGUCCCUCAGAACCUGGGAUACAGUGGGAUACCGUGUUGACCCCCGGGGGAGACGUCAUCCCUCUUCCUAAGUCUGAGCCCCCAGGUUCAGGUCGAGUUGAGGUCUGCCUUGUGGUUUGGAACCGUAUCCGGGGAAUUUCUGAGUCAUCCCAGUUCUGGGGACCACACCCACCCGGCCCAGCCCGGCUGGGGAAAUGCAGGGACCAAGGAGAUGUCCGAGAGCGCAGUCCGCCUCGUCUCCCAGGGGCUCACACCCUAAACCAGGAUUGGUUUCCUGGUUCGAGGAGAAGAGGCCGCCCGAGGCAAUUCCGUCUGACCCCUCGCCCUAUCCUGACCCAGGGUUCAAGAGGGCCCCGGUCUCCUCCCGCAAGCUGCCUGCAGUCAGUCACGGAAGGCUGGGCUGUGGUGAGAGCAGCAGGAGCUGCCAGGGGAGAAAGGCAUCUGACUGACGGGUUCAGGCUUCCUUUUAAACUGAGAACGGCAAGUGUCUCUAACGAAAUCAUUCAGUCCGUCCAGCCACGCUGAUUGUGGAAUGUUUUUCCUUUUCAAAUAAAAAUGAAUCUGCCAAGCGG